AAACAAAUCACAAAUUAGUAUCUAGAAGGAGAAUAUUAUUGGUAAGAUUGCUUUCCUAAAGUGAAUGUCCGGUCAACAGAAACGAAGGGAUUAUAUGAUUACUUUCUUCCUAAACACCCUUUCUCUCUGACAAUUCUCAUCUUAAUUUUAAUACACUGUAUUAAAAUUUAUACACAAUUUUUUUAUUGGAACAAUAAAGAGGAAAAAACUCACAAGAGAGCUUUCACACUCUACCUAAAUUGGGAACUUGGAAACCCCACAGUACAGUGAAAACCCAAAUUGGGUUUCUUGAGAAAAACCUCAUUUAUUAAGAGAGAAAGAGAAACACUGAAUGUAAUUUUAGCUUCAGCAUUUCAUUGUUUUUUUUUUUUUUUUUUUUUGUGUGUGUGUAAUUAUUUUCUUGAAAAAAUAGUGUUGUGUUGGUGGGGGUGUUUGAUGGUAAUGGUAAUAUGAGCAAAAAGGGUGUUAUAACAAGAUCAAAAGUGAGUGUUUUUACAAAUGGGUGUUGCCAAUUUGUGUAAAUAUAAUCUUGCUGCGUUGUUGUUGCAUCAUCAGCAUAAACAGCAUUUUGUCUUUUGUUGUUGUCCGUCGAAUGGGGCGGUGGUGCCGUCGAGGAGGUCGAUCUCAUGGACAGCUGUUUGUGGAUUUAUGUUGUUUGCUUUGGGGUUGAUUUCGCUUUUCACUGGACACGUGGCAUCUAAUCUUGAAUUGUACUCUCAACGGCUUGUCAAAAGGGCUUGGUUUAAUAAAAAGGAUGAAAGUCAUCCUGCAGCGAUUGACAUUUGGAAAUCAAGGUAUUCUCGUUUUUACUACGGAUGCAGUGAGAGAGGCCCUCAUUUUUCUUCCGCUGUGCGUGAGGGACCUUCCAAUGGAUAUCUUCUUAUUGCAACUAGUGGAGGUCUCAACCAACAAAGAACUGGCAUAACUGAUGCUGUAGUUGUUGCACGGAUUCUCAAUGCGACUUUAGUUGUACCUGAAUUGGACCAUCAUUCAUUUUGGAAGGACGAUAGUGAUUUUUCCGACAUUUUUGAUGUUGGUUGGUUCAUCUCUUACCUUGCAAGGGAUGUCACAAUCGUUAAAAGAGUUCCAGAGAAGGUGAUGACGUCAAUGGAAAAACCCCCAUAUACCAUGCGAGUUCCUAGAAAAUCGGAGCCUGAAUAUUACUUGGAGCAAGUGCUGCCUAUACUCUUAAGAAGAUGGGUUCUUCAGUUGACAAAGUUUGACUAUCGACUUUCUAGUGAACUUGAUGAAGAGCUACAAAAAUUGCGUUGCCGUGUGAAUUAUCAUGCCUUAAGAUUCACGAAACCCAUAAGGAAUCUUGGUCAGAAACUUGUAUUGCGUAUGCGAAAGAUGGAAAAACGUUUCAUUGCAGUUCACUUGAGGUUUGAACCUGAUAUGUUGGCAUUCUCUGGCUGCUACUAUGGUGGGGGUGACAAGGAAAGAUAUGAACUGGGUGAGAUAAGAAAACGAUGGGAUACUUUACCUGAGUUGAGCCCUGAUGAAGAGCGAACACGAGGGAAAUGCCCACUAACGCCUCAUGAAGUAGGGCUUAUGCUGCGGGCUCUUGGCUUCAAAAAUGACACGUACCUUUACGUUGCAUCUGGUGAAAUAUAUGGUGGAGAGAAAACUCUGCAGCCUCUAAGAGAGCUUUUCCCAAACUUUUAUACCAAAGAGAUGCUUGCUGGUGAAGAACUUCAACCCUUUCUCCCCUAUUCUUCGCGUCUUGCUGCAAUUGACUACAUUGUAUGUGAUGAAAGUGAUGUCUUUGUCACUAACAAUAAUGGAAACAUGGCAAAGAUCCUUGCUGGUAGAAGGAGAUACAUGGGGCACAAGAGGACAAUCAGACCAAAUGCAAAAAGGCUCAGUGCACUGUUCAUGGCACGAGAUAAAAUGGAUUGGGCCACAUUCUCUAGAAAAGUCAAAUCAUGCCAAAGAGGUUUCAUGGGAGAACCUGAGGAAGUGAAACCAGGCCGAGAUUUCCACGAAUUUCCAUCGGCAUGUAUCUGUAAGAAACCAUUCAAUUUUUCUGAUGUCACAAGCAAAGAGAAUGAAUAUCAGAUUUCAAGAAGGAAUCCAACUGUCAUGGAGUCAAAAGAUAGGUACCUAUCCAAUAGCAGUAACCUGGAACAGCAGAGCUCUCAGAAAUUUAGAGAAGCGAGGUUGAAAGACGGGCAUGGAUCUUUAAUAGAAGACUUUGACCCUGAUAAUCCUCUAUCCGACUAAAAUAAAUACCAUAAGUAGGUUAGUAGCUUAGCGAGCAUUGUUAUGUUCAUCUUGUCCUCUCCAACAUGCUGCCAUUUUACGUGCUAAUGACUUCAGGAAGCUGAAGUUUCAGUUCUAGGUAGGUGUUCUGUGCUCAAUUUUUCCGGUCUUGCUGCUUUUGUACAGCAAAUGUGUAACCUUCUCCGAUCUUGCAAUUGUCCAUAUAUGUUCUGUAAGAUAGGACUGUAGGGCGAGUGAACCUUGUGUUGCCUGCUCAAAGAUAUAUCAUGCAGUUUUUUCAACUA
Capsicum annuum is the source of this 2507-nucleotide messenger RNA. RefSeq names its product O-fucosyltransferase 29. The record is from RefSeq and is a predicted model, not a curated record. Lineage: Eukaryota; Viridiplantae; Streptophyta; Magnoliopsida; Solanales; Solanaceae. Bases 499 to 2223 code for a protein of 574 amino acids. The transcript is spliced from 9 exons.